GUGUCCACAUUCGUCCUGCUUCAACACAAACAGAUCCACCGAGCUUCGCUUUCACUUCUGCCCCCCGUCUGCUCCGCCGCAGGAGGAAGAGACGCUCGCACUGCUUUUAGUUGUUGUUCCUCAUUUAGUUUGUUCUUUGAAACAGUCUCUGCAGAGAUUCGUUUCUUUACGAGCCGAGUCCAGCAAGAGGCGCUAGUUAGUCGCUGAGCCUCAACCUCCACUCUCACUCCCGGUGUUAGCUAGCUAACGUCCCAACACCGCCAGACCUCCGUCCCUUCAUCUGCGCGCCGACAUGCCGGUGUACCUGGAGGACCCGUCUGUGCUCACCAAGGACAAGCUGAAGAGCGAGCUGCUGGCCAACAGCGUGGAGCUGCCGAGCGGCAACCCCACCAAGGACGUGUACGUGCAGCUGUACCUGAAGAACCUCACCGCCAUGAACGAGAAACAUGUGGAGACGACGUGGGACGCUUUCUCCAGCGACGAGGAGUUGCCGCCGCCCGUGGUCUACAACAGAAGUCGCUCGUCCGGCAGAAAAGCCACCAGGAAAACCGACAAGAUGCAGCCAGAUGAGCUGGAUGUGACCGUGCUGACCGACGACGGCCUGAGAGACUCGCUGAUCGAGCAGGGAGUGGUUGUGGGGCCAAUUGUGGCAUCUACCCGUAAACUGUACGAGAAGAAACUGCAGAAGCUGCUGGACGAUGGCCCCACACAGCCACCCCUGCCAGAGCUGGUCCUCGCCGAGAUACAAGUUAACCACAAUGGCCACUCGGAAUCCGACCUCUACAGUGACAAGGAGGAUGAGGGGACCGCUGAACCAGAACCUGAGCCACAACCAGAACCAGUGGCAGAGCCUGAACCAGCUCCACCAGUGGUCGAGAGACCGGUGAGGAGCCGAGGGAAGUUGCCCGUCACUACCCGCACCCGUAGCAGCCAGCACCAAAUGGUGGAGAAAAUCACAGCCAGUGACCAAAACACAAAAGUGGAGGAAAAGGUUGUUCUGAUGGAGCUGUACCCCAGUGAUUUCAACAGUCCAACAGGAAUCAACGCCACCUGUCGGCGACCCAUCCGUGGAGCUGCCGGUCGCCCAGUGAAGCCCAGUGACCUGUGGAACGACGAAAAUGGCCUCUACUCUCCUAAAAUCACCAAGACCACAAGCUCAUCCUCCUACACAGAGAGCCGCACUGUCAACAGAGUCACCAGCCUGCCCCCCUCCACCACCUCCCCCUCCUCUGCCAGGCUUCUGUCUGCAGCUCCCCCUGCCGGUCAGACCAAAGCAGUGCGCGCCGGCAUGUCCCUGUGGAUUAAGCUGUUCCUGCUGGCCGUCGUGGCUGCCUUCCUGUUCUUGGUUUACCAGGCCAUGGAGACCAACAGCAUCGCCCCUUUUUUAGCCUCUGACAAAGAAGUGGCCAGUGGCGGCACAGAAUAGAGAGCACAUUGUCUGAUGGGAAAGAGAAGCCCGUCUGCUCCGGUGUUUUUCCUCUUUUUUUUUUUUUCUUUUUUUAAAGUGUGAAUCUGCAUUGUAGCCAUUUUGUUCACAGGUGCUGUGAAGGUACCUCUGACAUCAUCCCUGUGUCGUAGUUUCUUUCUUUGUUUUCCUUCAUGAGGAAGGACGACAGUUUCAGAGACGUUUCCAAGGAUCUCCAUGACAUGUGAAAAGACAGUACAGCAUCUGCAGUUGUUAUUUUUGGUCCAACCCGUGACCCCUUGACCUCACUGUCCUUGAGGUUACAACAAAGCCAGCCGCCAGUCAAGUUUGAGAGACACAAACACAGUCGGCAUCACAAAGAUACAUGGACUCACUUUUUAUUGCCUUGUUUUAUUUCAGACUUGCAGUGCCCAUGUGAGUGUGUGUGUGUGUGUGAGAGUGAGUGUGUACUGAAUGUGUGAGAUACUUUUUUCACUCCUUGCCUGGGCUUUUGUCUCUUAGUCAUCAAAAGCCUUGAAGAUGGAAUCUGAACUUGUAAUGUUUUGUACUUGACAUCUUUGUUAAUGAGACAGGAAGGCUUGUUAUUAUAACCCAAAUACUUCUAAAUCUUCUCAAACAUUACGCCAAUAUUUUCUUAAUGUUCUCUUAUAAUAAAAUUGAAUGUCCCAGUGUAUUCUACUUAAUUAUGUAUUCACUGUCACAAAUA
Molecule: messenger RNA, 2132 nt
Organism: Limanda limanda (common dab)
Lineage: Eukaryota; Metazoa; Chordata; Actinopteri; Pleuronectiformes; Pleuronectidae
Gene: tmpoa
Product: thymopoietin a
Exons: 6
Coding region: 293-1426 (377 amino acids)
Molecular function (GO): DNA binding
Source: RefSeq, a predicted model, not a curated record